Messenger RNA from Calidris pugnax (ruff), 1183 nucleotides. Its product is annotated as olfactory receptor 5AS1-like. Gene Ontology annotation, molecular function: G protein-coupled receptor activity; olfactory receptor activity; odorant binding. The transcript has a single exon. The record is from RefSeq and is a predicted model, not a curated record. Gene Ontology annotation, cellular component: membrane. Lineage: Eukaryota; Metazoa; Chordata; Aves; Charadriiformes; Scolopacidae. Bases 1 to 939 code for a protein of 312 amino acids. Gene Ontology annotation, biological process: sensory perception of smell; G protein-coupled receptor signaling pathway.
AUGCCCAAAGAGAACUACACCGCGCCGAGCGAGUUCAUCCUCUUGGGCUUCACCGACCGGCGGGAGGUGGAGCUACCUCUGUUUGGGCUCUUCCUGCUGGUCUACGCCACCACCUUGGUGGGGAACAUCGGCCUGGUUGUGCUCGUCCAGCUCAACCCCUCCCUUCACACCCCCAUGUACUACUUCCUACGCAAUUUAUCCUUCUUAGACCUUAGCUGUUCAACUGCCAUUGCUCCCAAGAUGCUGGUGAAUCUGUUAGCACAGCAGAAGACCAUUUCUUUAAUUGGCUGUGCAACCCAGAUGUUUCUCUUUGCUACCUCUGCUGAUGCCGAGUGCCUCAUUUUGGCUGCCAUGGCCUACGACCGGUACGUGGCCAUAUGCCACCCUCUCCUCUACACCGUGGCCAUGUCCCGCAGGCUCUGCACCUCCAUGGUAGCCGGAGCUUAUCUCAGUGUGGGCCUGACCUCGCUGGUCCACACAUCUUUCACCUUCACCUUGUCGUUCUGCGGUUCCAACGUGAUCAACCAUUUCUUCUGCGACAUCCCCCCGCUGCUGGAGCUCUCCUGCUCCAACACACGGGUCAACGAGAUCCUCCUCGUCACCCUCUGCGGCUUCAUACAAACCAGCACCUUCCUCGCCAUCGUUGUCUCCUACUCCUACAUCCUCAGCACCGUCCUCCGCAUCCGCGGGGCGGACAGGAGGCACAAAGCCUUCUACACCUGCACCUCCCACCUGACGGCCGUGGGGUUGUUCUACGGCUCCCUCCUCUUCACCUACCUACGGCCCAGCUCCAGCUACUCGCUGGACACAGACAAAGUCGUCUCUGCCUUCUACACCGUGGUCUUCCCCAUGCUGAACCCCCUGAUUUACAGCCUGAGGAACAAAGAGGUGAAGGAUGCCUUGAGGAGAACAGUAGGGAGAAGAGUGUUUUCUCGGUGAUUUUUCCCCGAAGUGUAAAGAUGUCGUGUGCUGCUGGUGUAAAACACAAUGAAAAUAGAAGCAGUGGGAUCCACCUGACUAAGUGUGGGUGGCUUGUUAUGAAUAUUUGCAUCUGGGGUGGCUUCCCAGGUUUAUUUGGGAAUCACUGGAAAAAUGUGGUCAACUUAGAUUCACCUCAGGAUAAAAACAGAAGCCCAGGUCGAUGAAUCCCAUCCCAGAAGGAUCUCCUUCCCCUCCUCACUGU